UUUGUUUCAUUUUACGGUGCUUUCCUAAACACGUCAAUAGAGGUUGCAUUCUCUUGAUUUGAGCAAUCCUCCGUUUCAAACCCGUGAUUCAAACGUUCUUUUAGAUUCGCUAAAUUUCUACGAUUGAAGAGACAAACAUUACAUUUGUAAGCUAUUUCACAAGUCAUGAUCAUCAGGCGCUGUGUUGUUUUACUUCAUCUGUUAAUGUUGAUAAAUGAAGUGUCUCUGCAGGUCACCGUUGAGGGUGUCAUUGGAGGUUCUGUUGUUUUACCUUGUUCUUCUAAAGAACCUCAGCUUACAACUGAAGACAUUACAGUGAAUUGGAAACACCACGACAGUCUGAAUGUGUAUGCCAUUAUUAAGGGUAAAGUCUCUGUGGAAGGACAGGACCCAAAGUACAAGAACAGAACUGAAAGCUUCCCUGAGGAGUAUCGGACAGGAAACUUCUCACUCAAACUCAAUGAUCUUCAACACAGUGAUGCAGGAAAGUAUCAGUGCUACAUUAUAGAUGAAUCAACAAUUGAAACUGUGGAGCUACUUAUCAAAGUGCCUCUGCAGGUCUUGAUUGUGGGUUAUGUUGGAGAUUCUGUGGUUUUACCUUGUUCUUCUGAGCUAAACACUGCUGAAGGCAUUACAGUGCACUGGAGACACAAUGACAGUCUGAAAGUCUAUGACAUUAUUAAGGGUAAGGUUUCUGUGGAAGAGCAGGAUUCAGCAUAUGAGAACCGAACUGAAAGCUUUCCUCAGGCGUAUAAGACUGGAAACUUCUCCCUCAAACUCAACAACCUUCAGUACAAUGAUACAGGAAACUACAUGUGCCACAUCACCAAUGAAUUACUCAUUUACAGCAUGGAGCUACUCGUCAAAGAUGAAAAAGACCAAGGAACACAAUCAAGAACAGAGAAGAUCGUAACUUUAGUGGCUUUGCUUUCUGUUUUCAUUCUGCUCUGUAUUUAAGUAUAUUGACCAGAGAAGCAGUUUGUCUUCUUAUUACAGUAUCUGCAUUAGCUUAUAGUGUGUUUCUCUGUGGUGGAAUGAGUUUCCAAACUCAACCUGAUCUGCUGAGACCAUCACAACCUUCA
This is a messenger RNA of Sinocyclocheilus rhinocerous, 1082 nucleotides long. Its product is annotated as V-set domain-containing T-cell activation inhibitor 1-like. Gene Ontology annotation, cellular component: external side of plasma membrane. The record is from RefSeq and is a predicted model, not a curated record. Gene Ontology annotation, biological process: immune response; negative regulation of T cell proliferation; cellular response to lipopolysaccharide. The transcript has 5 exons. Lineage: Eukaryota; Metazoa; Chordata; Actinopteri; Cypriniformes; Cyprinidae. Bases 166 to 957 code for a protein of 263 amino acids.